GUUGUAUUCAUCUGUGUGAUCAUUAUGCUGCAACGUCGAAAGCUUUCCCCGCAAGUGGGCCAAGGAGAAGUUGUUGGUUCUUCAUUUUGUUUUCGUGUGUGGUGUUGAAGAAUUUGAAUUUCUAGAGCUAGACCCGUCUCCGUAUUUUCGUCACGACAUGGCGGUGUUGCUGCGUCGGUCGCGGAUCUUACGCGUCUCCGCGAAGCGUGGGCUGCCAAAGGUUCAUCCUUCCACAGGGCUGGUUUUGAAGAAAGGUAAGGGGCAACACAUCCUGCACAAUGAAGGCGUAUUGGACGUCAUUUUGGAGGCCGCAAGCUUACGCCCCGGUGUCGACACCGUGCUGGAAGUUGGGCCUGGGACCGGCGUCCUAACCUUGAAACUGUUGGAGCACGCAAAAAGUGUGGUCGCCAUUGAUGUGGAGAAGGCCAUGCUUCGUGAGGUUAAGUUUCGAGCAGAAAGCGCGGGACUGCUACGCUCCUUGGUCGCGCCAUAUGCUUCCUCACCUGGGGAGCGCGAAACAGAAACAGAAACACACCACGAUGCGACCAGUUCGGCGACCAGUUCGUCGGACCCUAAAAAAGGUCUGGCUCUUUCUGCUCGGAGUCGAGCGAGCGGUGAAGUCGAUCACAUGUUCGUGGUGGAAGAGGAUUGCGAUGAUGCAGCCGCACCCUUUGCACCGAGCCUGAUGCUAUCCAGUGCAAGUAUAUCUGGGACGGGAAGUAGAAUGAGAGGUUUGGCGUGCUCGGCUAGCAUGACUCUCACGGCUGUCUCAUACACAUGACCUCCCAAAAGCCGCACUUUUCUGUUCUGCACAAACGCUUUAUUUUCUCAUGCAGAAUACGUAAGCGGUACUAGCUCCAACGCGAACGUCUAGCAAGGCAGAAACUUGUCAUGCUGGGCCAUCAAAAAUUGUGGCGUCCUCAUGAUUCGCUAACGAACAUGACAAGGCGGCCGAUCCAGAUGUAUAAUUAUUUUGCGUUUGAUAGCUGCCGAGUUGGAGUUCUGGUUUGGCGGGGGAACAAGUAGGAGGAGAACUAGACUUGGACCACGACACAGGAAAAGAACCGCAGGCGGCGACGCAAAGGGCGCAGGAGCUAUUACCGUCCGACUCACGGGCGACGUUAUUUCCAACCGUGCACCGCAAAACGAAAAAGAUAAGAAAAAAGCGUGGGGUGCUCGAUGAGGAAGAGGAUGACGGCGAAAUAGGGACAGAACACCUUGGUACAACGUCGUGGAUUCCACAAGAGCAGAGAAAUCCGGAGGGAGCGAAAAAAAAGAAGAAGUUGGCACAAUGCAUGUACCCUGAGGAACUGCACCGCGACAUGAAUCUCCGACUUUAUCACGGGGACGUGCUCGACCAAAGAGUCCAGCAGCCCUUCGACGUGUGUGUGGCCAACCUGCCCUACAAAAUCAGCACAAAGUUUGUGUACUGGCUGUUCGGCCUGCUCGGCUCGCCCACCUCCCGGUGGAAGCGGGCGGUACUCAUGUUCCAGGCGGAGUUUGCGGAGCGCCUGUUGGCCGACCCGGGAGAGCAUAAGUUCAACCGUCUUUCGAUGAACGCACGGUUGUUUGUGAAGACCGAAAAGAUCAUGGACGUGAAGGCGGGAAGCUUCAUUCCGCAGCCGCAGGUAAAGAGCACCAUCGUGCGAUUGACACCCAGAAAGGAGUUUUUGUGCGCAGUCUCUAGUACUACGCCCUCGAGGAGCAGCUCGGGCUGGCCGCUGAUGCCGCUUGCGGCGGGAAGUGCUUGCUUUCCAUCACAAAAUAUUGGCGGUGGUUCAGUACAACGGAGUUCAGCUGGUCCCGGUCCCCCCCUCUCGGAGGAGGAAGAUGAAGAGCAGCGAGGAACAGAGCAUCGCCCUGCGGACAGCACUGGUAUUCAUUUUGCACAGCAGGGAAACAACGCCAGCACGGUUUCUUUUGUGGAAUGGAACACGUUUAUGAAGAUCAUUUUUCAGCGCCGCAAGCGGUCAUUGAACGCGACGUUCCGACUGCGGUGCGUCCAAAACUUACUGGAAGAAAAUUUUCGGCAGUACUGCAGCCAGUCCGGUGGCGAUCGGCCCUUGAGGAUGAUCGGACGGACCGUGCGAGACAUUUGCUUGGAGCGAAUGGGGGAGAAAUUGGCGGGCCGUUGUGCGGCGGAACUUGACAGCCGAGUGUUGUUGAGGCUACUGCGAGAUUUGCACUUGCAUGGCAUCUUCUUUCACCCGGCAACGGUCACCGCUGCUGCUUCGGAAAGCAGAAAUUCGCGGAGGACCUCCCAUGCUGCUGAUGCGGAUUUUGGCUCGAGUGGAAAUAGCGACAGUGCUGAUCCUACCGAGACGAGAUCCGCCGUGAACGAAGCAACGAGCAACGCUGAAAGUGAGUUGCCGGCGACCCAUGCGAUUGGGGCAAAGGUCAUGCAUUUCCACGACAAAAGUUCUCUCAGCAGCGAACCUCCCGCAUCAAGUAUUUGCACUAGCGACGAGGAAAACACAGAGGACUGGUACAGCUACAAGUCGAGUUGCAGAACAGGCGACGGUGAGAUAUCGAGCACCGAAAAUCUCAAAACGAGUUUCUCGUACCGGGGUGGCUGUCGAGCUAGUCCAAACUAACCAGAAACACGGACAUCGACGGCGGUCUUGCAUGCAUGUCGGCUAUUGGUGGAGUUGUGGCGAAGCAUCGACAGGCGGGGGUCUCACUGACCCGUGAUGCAUAACAUAUAACGACAAGCAGGAUUGAUCAGGUUUCACGAUACCGAAUAGUCGCAAGUUUUUUACAGUUCUGUCUAAUAUGUGGUCGGUGCGAUCCAUGUAGUCAUCCUCAGUCCUGUGCCUCUCCUCACUUCUUACAAAAAUUUCAGGGGACAUGUGGGUACUUCGCAUUCUGUACAAGUUGUAACUUACGGCAUCUGGCUUUAUGAUGAAGAGAAUAUCUACGAUGAAAUUGCUGGUGUUGUACGAACAAUGCGUCGGGAGCCCUUGAUGCUCGAUGCGCUUCCGAGGAAAGAUUCCAGAUGUGCCUCCUGGUUUUCAGGGAAGAUCAUCGUAGAAAAACACGCUUCAGAUUAAAUGUUGAGCGGUCUGAUAUACUACUUUUCAUCUGCGGAAAUGCGCAAAUCUAAUCCCCG
This is a messenger RNA of Amoebophrya sp. A120, 3109 nucleotides long. NCBI's taxonomy places the organism in Eukaryota, Dinophyceae, Syndiniales, Amoebophryaceae. The record is from the annotation of a GenBank genome assembly.